Messenger RNA from Aplysia californica (California sea hare), 9644 nucleotides. RefSeq names its product protein numb. The record is from RefSeq and is a predicted model, not a curated record. NCBI's taxonomy places the organism in Eukaryota, Metazoa, Mollusca, Gastropoda, Aplysiida, Aplysiidae.
UAUCUUGUUGCGCGUGCGCAUCUGAACUUCCGCGAUCGCCCUACAGCACCCUUUUGUGUAAAAAUAUUCCGCUGGCCUACCUUCGGUGCCACCCACCUGAAUAGCAAAGGAACUCUCUUCAUUGAUAGUCACCUUCCAUACAAUUUGCUGUUUUAAUGCAAGCCAGUUCACAUUUGGAGACUAUUAAUUCAUUUUGUGUUGAGGUCUUGUAAAGUUGAUAUAGCAAACUAUUUUCGAUGCAAUGUGAGCAAUUUCGCAGUUACCACUAACGGAAUGACCCGAUUCGUACACAUAACAUGGAGACCAGCGGCUAAUUUCCAGCGGUGAUAGUACGUGAAGCAUCUGUGUGGACAUUUUCAACUCUUCACAGGAAUCCAGAAGAACUGUGAGACGACUUUGACGGUGUGCUCAAAAUCAAAAGAAGUGCAUAGCAAUUACUUCUGAGGCCAUCAUGGAGAGGAAGGGAAGUAAACGGUUUGGCCGCUAUCGCAAUAUAAUGCAAAGCAUACGUCGAAGGUUCAGUUUGCGUAAGAAAAAGGACCAUGCAUCAGAAAGUGCAAGGGUGGACCAGUGGGAGGAAGACACCAACAAAGUACGCAAUGGAACCUGCAGUUUUCAAGUUCGGUACCUCGGAUACAUUGAAGUCUUUGACUCCCGAGGGAUGCAUAUCUGUGAAGAGGCUGUGAAGGCCCUAAAGGCACAAUGCAAGGGCAAGUAUCAACGAGCUGUGCUUUAUGUAUCGGGAGAUGCUCUUCGAGUUGUGGAUGAAGUCAGCAAGAGCAUGAUUGUUGAUCAAACUAUCGAGAAGGUGUCUUUCUGCGCCCCUGACCGGCAUAAUGAGAAGGCUUUUGCAUACAUAUGCCGAGACGGGACAACGAGGCGGUGGAUGUGCCAUGGUUUCCUGGCGGUCAAAGAGUCCGGGGAACGCCUCAGCCAUGCUGUGGGCUGUGCUUUUGCGAUCUGUUUGGAGAAAAAACAGAAGCGAGGCAGCGAAACGGGAGUGACAGUGACAUACAACCAGUCCAGAACGAGCUUUGAACGUACUGGCUCCUUCAGACAGACCACUCUCACGGAGAGGAUAGUGGACCCACAAAGCGCUAUUUUGGCUGAACCUGUCCCUGUCAAGUCUGCGAAUAACCCCUAUGCGGUACAACGACCCCAUGCCUCUGCCAAUCUCCUGGAGCGGCAAGGCUCUUUCCGUGGCUUUGAGAAGCUCAAUGAGAUUUCGUCACCUUUCAAACGCACUACAUCACUGCGGCUGAAUGAGUUGCCAUCCACCUUGCAGAGACAGAAUGCUGUUUUGGAGUCACCCACACACAAUGGCAAUGGUGCCUUACAGACCAUAAACCAGUCGGUGAACCCCUGGGGGCCGGUUGCCGUGAACCCACCGUCCACCUGGGGUGCAGCGGCCGCAGCAGUUCCAGCUCCUCCCCAGAUGGCCACCAUCAACUCCAGCAGCAACUCAAACCCAUUUGUGUCCUCGGGGCCCGCCUUUGUGCCGCAACCAGGCAGGCUCAACAAUGGAGGGGCUCCAACGACCAUGUUGCAACAACAGCAGCAGCAGCAGAACAUGUUUGCCCACAACCGCAGUCAUUCCAUAGACACGGGGGAGAUGUCGAGCACCCACUGGCAGCGGAAUCAUCAUCAAGUUCAGAAAGCACAACCCUCGGCUACAACAAUGCCCCACCAGGUGCAGCAGAAUGGCGGAGUGGCCUCGGUACCCUCCUCUGCGAGUUCCAAUGCAGCAGCCAUGGGGUCAUCGAGUCCAUGGCCCACCUCUGCUCCACCCGUCCCUUCAUCGCAGGGGCCUAGCGUCGACCCGUUUGAUGUGGCCUGGGCUGCAAAGUCUGUGAACCAAUCCAGUGCAAACCCCUUCGCGAGUAAAUCAGUCAAAAAGUUUGAAGUCCAGUUGUAGUGGUGGACAAGGACAUUGAAAUGAGCCCCAAGCGGAUUGUGCUACCUUUGUGUUGACAUGAGCUCCUGACUUGCCUUCUUUUGUGAGCCUUGUAUUUUCGUUUUCUUCAUAGCAGGAUAGAGGUUCGGUGAAGUAUAUGACUCGUUCUGGAAGGGUAAUAAUGAUGGUGAAAUUAUAUUUCUAAUGUAACGUACAACUAUUUAACUAGAAUAUUGAACGGUAUUUCAAUAAAAGCAAUGCUGUAACAGUUCCCCCCUCCCUUGCACUUAUGCCACAAAAAGAGUGAUAAAAGUACACUGUCUUAUCAUUGGUUGUGUUUUCUUGUUUACAGUUACAUUCAAGAGUUGUUUUUGUUUUUUUCACUUUUUAAUUCUACUUUAAGCACUCCCGAUACGCCUUUUAUGUUUUGUAUUGAGAUGUUGAGAAAGUCACCUGGUUGUCUCUUUUAAAUGGCCAAAGCAUGCUCUGAAUGCAAUUCUUACCCAUCCUUAUUUGAGCCUUGAACACAUAUUUUGAUCAAAGCCCGAAAGUUGUUGCUCACUUAAAGGAUUUCUAAGAAGUUCUAGCUUACUUGUGAUUUAUUCUGACACUACCAACUCGGUAAUGUAGUUAUUACAGUGACCUUGAGUGUUCAAGUCCGAUACAUUGUGAGGUUUGUCUUUACUUUUCUCGUUUCUACUCUUUCUCUCUUCCUCUCCUCCCCUUACAUGCUUUAUUUCUUGUCCUUUGAGCUUAUAUGUCAAGUUGGCAUGGGUGAACUUUUUGGAAAUUUUUUUUUACAAACUCUUGUUUCGGUAAAAGUUGGUGUUAAUCACAGUUUAGAAUGACAUCAUUAGGGCCUAAUUUCUUUUGUUUUCUGGGCAGUGUUGUUGCAGCUGUCAUGUGAAUUGAAUCUCAAAACCUACAACUGUUAUGCUCACGAAGUAUGCCUAAGAUGCCUUAUCUGGCAUUGUCUAAUUUUCUUGUAGGUUAUUUUUAUUGUUGUUUUUGUCCCCAUAUGUCAGUUACAGAUACUUUGCUUGCACAGAGAAGUUGAGGAAAACUGAUCUAGACCCAGCAGCCCUUACAAUUCAAAAGACUUGAGUUGUGGCUUUGAGUAUUGUUAGGAGACUGCAUAUAUAAAGCUUGAGGGGAAGAAAAAAAAAAAAAAAAGAAAUAUUGAACUGUUGUGACUAAUAUUAUCCUUGAGAACUAUUCCAGUUUUAUUGUUAGAUUGUUACCAGAUAUAGGAGUCUGGCAUGACUUACCUUUUCACUGUCGUGAGCACCAUCAUUAUUGUUUUUCAUGUUCUCCCCCCCCUCCCCCCCCCUCCCUCUCUUUGCACUGCCUGUGUCCUGGCCAGCAUGGUUUCUUUGUGGCAUGUUUUUCCAUCUUCCAUUUCCCUGCCGGGCUAUGCUGGCUUGUCAUUCUGUCGUUGGGCCUCACUGCCAUCCACUUUCAGACUGCGGAUAACCAACUCUACUCAAGGCUUGCAUGUCUCAUGCCUGAAAAUUGUAGCAAAACGAGAGCUUUUCCAUCUUUGGUUUCCGGUUUACUGUCUUUGGUUUCGAAUUUUACAUUCAGUGUCCAGUUCAAGAGAUUGUGUCCUUUUGCACAGAAUUACUUAGAUAUUUCAUUGCAACCUAGAGUACUAUGACUUGGGCAACAAGUAAGCAGUCACAGAAACCUAAUUUUAAUAUUUUAGUUCAGAGAUAGGCAAACGUUAGAGUACAUUGUUAGUGCCACAUGCACAAGGUCGACAAUUUUAAAUAGUCAUGUGAGUAAAAUAAUCAGUACUCGUUGGUUAAAAGUAGUUUUCUUUUGCAAGAACAAAGACAUUAUUUAGCUUUGUGUUCAGCUGUUAUAUAUGUCAUGUUGAAGUUGGACCUCAAAUGGACACAUUUUUAUGUAUUUGGGAGAAAAAAUACUAAGUUGUAGUUCUGCCAUGCCCACACUCUAUUUACGGGCGGCAGGGUGUCGAACAAUGAUUCGAUUACAUGAGCAUUUGAUUUUGAAACCCAGCUAUGGAAGACUUUCAGCUUAAGAUCUUUUACUGAAAUGUCAACAUGCAACACAAAAUGCCAAUGAGAGUUCUCGUAGUGUCUGGAGCAAGGUACUAUAUGAAAACAUUUGGCGAGUCGCAUGGGCCUGCCGGCUGUAAUUUGCCCAUCACUGUUCUUAAUAUAAAUAGUUCAUUCUUGUUUUCAUAGAGCUGAAAAUUGUAGAUAUGGAUGCAUGAUCAUUAAUGGCCAGAAGUUUAGCAUAGUUUUCAAAAUACUGAUAUUUAAGACUUGAAACUUGAAUUGUAUUAUUUGGUUUUAACCUCAAAAUGUUAUUUGCGGCCAGAGAAAGAGCUAUUAUUACUGAAUUCUGUUUUGACCCAAGAUACAGGGGAGAAUACUAUUGCAAUUACAGCUGAUGCAUGAACAGGCUUUUUACCCCACUGUAUAGAAAACAUUUGCUGUACUUAUUCAGUUGUAUAAUAACAUGCCUAAUUUUUGUCCAUACUUAUAAAUGAAUUUUCUGAAACUUUAAAAACAGACAUCGUCUUUAUAUAUAUACAUCUUAUGUAUGUUGUAGUAAAAGGUGAACCAUUCAUAUCGCCUUUCCUUGCCUUUGUACUUCUUCAGACUGCACCAGAUAAAGGCCUGCUGUACAGUUGUCUUGAAGAGAGAGGAGACAUGUCCUUAUUUGACCUGACCCUGGAUUCUUUACGACUAACUGCCUUUAUUUGUAGAUGUUAUGGAAAUAAGUUUUGAAUACUUUACGCGUACACUGCAAACUUUCAAGAGGGUGUCAACUUUUAUCGGUUUUGAAAUUUCCUGUACAUUUUUUGAGUGUGCAAAGAGAAUUUAAGAGACAAAAUUGAGAAAUGUGCCUUAGGUUUUUGCCUAUUGAGUUGAUUUAUUACAGGUUGCCAUGGAAAUGCUACGCUUAGGUAGCUGAACCAUUUUUGUAAAGGGGACCACUUGAACCUGAUAUUUUGCACUAUCUCUAAGGAUGUAAACCUCUUACAAGGAGUAAUUUCAUGGGGGAUCUGCCCCGGCAGAUUUUAUCGCUGUAUAUCAGAGAAAACAACUGGAUAGGGUUGAUGAAUUUCUUUCUGUUUCAUUAUAUGAUGCAGAUGUUUGCAGUACCUUCUUUUUUAUUUACUCAAAAUUGUUUCAGAUGGUUUUCUUAUGUUAGGGGUAGUUACAGUCUGUUAGUGUGAUAUUGUAGUUGCAAAUUUAUACAGAAAGACCAGCCAUAUCUUGUACUGAUGUUUAUCUGUGUGUACGGAUGCAGACAUAAUUAUAUUCCCUGCCACUGACGAAAGAGCUCAUUCCUUCACUGUGCUAAGAAAGUUCACACGUAAAGUUGAUAGAUGAAUGGGUCUACUUAACGUGUCCUAGUUCCAGUGGAUGUAGCAUCUUCAAACAGCAGAAACAUUCUCCUGAAUACAGCAUCAUAAGAGUGAGUGGUUGCUUUUCAUGACUGUCUCUAUUUUUCUUUACCUACCUCUUGUUAGCGUAAGUAUAGCGAAUUGUUUAGUAUGAAAUCUCUGCUUCGAAUGCACUCACCCUUGUACCAUGCUCAGUCUUUAAGAAAAAAAUAAUGUUUUAUUCAUCAAAUUCAAGGUAUCCAUUUACAUUCCUACUUCUUUGUGAGAAGCUUUAUUCUGUGGAAGCUCUUUCUGGAGCACACUGCGAGUGGAAGUGCAGUUGGUGAAACAUUACCAAUGAAUUCAACCAAACGAAGAAAGGAAAAAAAAGAGAGAGAGCCAAAAUCUGAGCUAUAAGAAUAGUGUCUUGCCAACGUCAAAUUUUUUGUGAAGAAUAGAAGAAUACCACUGUGGUCAUGGAUAAAUAAAUGUUCCCUGACAAGGUGCUUUUUAAUUUUUUUUAACUCUGAAAGAAAAGUCAUGAAGUGCUUUGAAUAAUCGCUUUUAUUUUGUUGUCGUUGAUAUUCAACAGGACACCUGCUUAGAAGCAUAUUGGUCCCCUCCCCCCUGGUAGAAUACAAGGCCUUGGGGGUAAAUAUUUCUGGAGGGGCACUAAACUUUGUGUGCAAAGUAUUCUGCUUCUGUAUGUCAAACUUCCUUCUAUUUGUAAAGUUAGUACACAAUGGCUGCUAUAGGACGUAGUUUGAAUAUCGGCUAUCAAGAGUCAGUGGCGUCUUCGAGCAAGAAGUUGGAGAGGGAGGAAAGUGGACUUCAUAAGCUGAAGCUGGUUUCUUUGUGCUCUGUUCCUUGCCUUCCUCCCCAAAUUUGCUUGAGCUGCCGUGUUAAGUUUCAAUGUGUAGUAUCACUUUGCGUUGUGACUCAUUACAUUAUUUCAGAAUUUCUAUUUACCAGAGAAAUAUUUAAAUAUUCAGACAUUAUUUUACCUCAUAAUUUGUUUUGUUGGAGAAAUAUAAUUUUUUUUUGUAUAGAUAGUUAUGGGAACAUAAAUUUGUCUUUUUUUUUACACACUGGUUUUGAUUUUAUGAAAUGUUAGUGAAUUCUCCUGUCCGUCUGAACCUAUUGUGAUAUUUACUAUUGCUUUUGUUUUCUAUAGCAUGCUUGAAAAUUGUUACGCAUCUUCUUUGCAAAUAUGAUUGAUUCUGUUGAUUGAAACCUGCUUGUGAUGCUUUUUGUGUACAGCAGGGUGCCCAUGUUCUGUCAGUGUACUCUAGAGUUAUAAAUGUAUAUGGCAUGCAGCCAGGCAAAAUGUAGUACAUGUCUGCACUGUAACCCCUACAUAAGAUACAUCACGGCAUAUUUUGGAGGCUAUUUUUCCUCUCAGAGAUGUGGCUAUUUCUUGCUAUGAAUGUGUACAUGCAGAAGUUUAAUAUUAAUGCGCAAACUGGACUCCUUGUAGGGAAUGUUCAUUGUUGAUUUUAGCUUUUUGUUCUGCAUUUUGAUUGGUCUUGAGUGCAUGCAGGAGUUCCAUUAAUAAAAUUAGUUACCAAAAGAGAAUUAUAAGACAAUUGUUCAGAUUCUUUAGGUUGGGUGUCAACUUGGUUGUGUCAUGAGCUGAAUGUACAGAGCAAUUAGUUGUGUGUGCAUGUUUUUGACUGGCAGUGUGCUUUUUACUUCUUUGCAUUUAGGUGUUACUUGUUUUAUGCUGGAAGUUGAGAAAGCUUCUGGUCGCAGAACUAUUUCUUUCCUGUGUCUCUGUAAUUUCUGUCAGUCAUUUCUCUUUUUAAAAACAAUAUUGUUCUGUUGAUGUGUUCUCUUUUUCCCCACACCAAACAUUUUUAUGUUCAUCACUAGCAUUUUACAGUCGGCUCAGACAGUUACCAUUUUUUUCUCUAUAAUUUAUUUAGUUUGCUUGUGCCAAAAAAUGAUAUCAACUGGUCUUUUUAAAAGAAGCAAUAGUGUUAUUAAUCUGAGCGUUUGGGAGCCGGUAUGAUUUUCAUUUUGACUCUUUUUAUCAUGAUGAGGUUGUGCCUUUGGUGAAUGCCCAUAUUUUUGUAGAAUUGUAUGUCAUUGUCUCAGCUUCUGCGCAUAUGCUUUUGUUUUAUUUAUCACUGUGUCAAAUCAAUGGGCAUUGUAGUCCUUAUUCUAUUUCUCCUACAAGACUCACAUUAGGCCAAAGUGUUCCAUCGGGUUAUAGUGAACAAAUUGUUGUGCCUUCAGAGGACUUGAUGGUUCAAAAUUUAGGGGACCAAGCUAAGUAUAUUAGCUUGGUGUACUACUUGUGGGAGGGAACAGUACAGUUGUCUUGUGGCAAAUCAAAAUGGGACUGGAAUAGCUGAGAUUAUUUAAUGAAAAGUCUUGAAAACUAAAGUUUUGUUUCAGAUUCACAUUCCCCCCCCCCCCCCCCCUUGAUACACACUAGAAGUUAUCGCAAGGAACCUUCCAAUUGUCUUCUUGUAGAUGUUUGUACUGCCUACUAUGUGAUAAUGGUUAAGUUUUGUAGGGUGCUUUUUCUAGAGUUGCCUUUAAUAGACGUGGUUCCUGUCUUUUUGACUGAUGGUGUGGCAUUCGUAACAAUUUUGUGUACCAGCUGUCUGCCUCGCCCUGUCUUGUCAAUGUGUUCAAAUGAUACCGUUUCUGGACAAAUGGCUGUCUUCACCAAGUUUACCAUCUAUUUUAAAAAAAAAUGCGAACUGGGAGGAGUUCUGCAUUUGAACUGUUUUCUAAUAAUGUGGUAGAUCAGAUUUAACGUCUCUUUAUCUUCUCUGUCCUGGAAGAUGUUGAAUUAUGACAAAUAUUUCAAAUUUUAUUUGCGUUUUGUAUCAAUGAAUGAACCAAUGUCAAAGCACUUUUCGAGGAUCAUGAAAGUUUAUCAUGUUUUCAUGUUACAUUACUGCAGUGAGGGCAUCCUGCGUUCAGUUUUGUAUCUGGGAACUUUGGAAGUCAAAAAUUUUUUCCCUAAUGUUCUUAACUUUUUUUGCAAACAUUCGAGUGUCUGUUUGUCCAGCCUCUGACAUUACCUAAGUGUACGUUGUCUGGUUCCUAGACAGACUAAAAAUAAAUUUUGAGCCGCAUUCUAUCAUUUGAUUUAGAGCGAAUUGUAUCCAGUUUGUUGUAUCUACCGAAUAAUAGGGUAAAAAUUCUAUUCAUUAGUGAACAUGAAUUUGGUCCUAUUGUAUCUUAGAAUGUGAUUCUAUUUCAGAAAUGCACAAGCAACCUUUGUGAAAAAUUAUCAUUUUGAAAGUUAGUUUUGAAAAAGUAAAAUUUUAUUUUGGUUGGUGUGCUCAAAGUGCUUGCUAUCAAUAGAACUUCUGGAAUUUGUUUAGCUUAAGUUUUCCAAACUUUUAUGCAUUUUUGUUUAAUUUUGGAUUUUAAAUUUCACAGUGUUUGAACCCAAUUUGAUAUUGUUUUUAUGUUCUUUUGCAAUGCGAGUAGCUUUAUGUGUGCUAAUAGUAUCAGAAAUGAAUUGUCUGUGCUUAUUUUGUAUCACGUUAUUCGGGUUACCUUCGCAUUAGCCUUCUCUGGCAUGUACUACAUUGUGAACUGUAGUGAAACUUUAUGUAAAGGUUUCCUCUUUCAUUUAGCAGGUGGUUUCCUAAUGUGAAUGUGUAUUCAUUAUUUGUAACAGUUUCAGAGUCGUCGUGGCUUGCCUCUUCACCAUUUCAAACCUGCACUGUUUUGGGUAAAGUGAUAAAAUCGCACUAGCCUAUAAAAUGUUCACAAAAGUCCUCAAAAUUGUCAGUCUGAAAGUGAUGUGCACAUGUUCAAUAUUGUGGUAAUUGCGCCAGCAUGUUGGGACAUUGGUGCUUUGGUGUUUUAAUCAUUGAUUUUUCAACUCACACUCCUCCUUGUUGUUCUCUUGUUGGCACUGAUGUUUCAAUACUCUUGUCAUACUGUGAGUGCACAGAGUACUGAUACUGCCUCCAUCUGUUCAUGAGGAAGCUUUAAAUGGUACGUCACCAUGUGAAGGUCUUGCAAUACUGAUUCAUGGAGAAUUGAAUAGUGGGCAUUUAUGGAACUAGUUUCGUCUCUCUUCUUUACAGUCUUAAUGUUUCUGUAGUUGUUUCUCUGCUACCUUCUCUCUCUGUUAACUGUUUCUUUCAACUGUGCUCCCCCCUUUCCACGUCUACUUAAUUGUCACUUUAUAAUGGAGAAAUGCAGGUGAAAUGGAUUAAUAACAGUUUGAGUACGUCCCAAAGUGGCUUAAGAAUUUCUGUGACGCCUCCUGUGGUACAGCAACAGUGGGGUUGGUCAUUGACCGCUGACCGUUGAUAUUAUGUCCAGUCAAGAGAUAUGUGCUAUCAAAGCAAAUCACAUGUAUUUACUUGCUUUUGUUAUACAAUAAAAAUGAAUAAAUUGUCUUAAAGAUUU